UCUACGUUCGAACGUAUUUUGCAAAAUUAAUUUUUAGUUUUGCAUCAAUAUUAACUUAUUCUUAUAUAAUUAGUGUCUUAGUUUUAAUGUUAUAGGGUCGCUAAGGAAUAUGGAGUGAUAUAUAAAUAGCAUUACAUGCACUGUGUUGUGAAUUUGGAAAGAUACAAAGAUUUUUAUUGAAGAUGGUGUCAACUUUGAGUCGUCAAGAAAAAUUCAAUCAAGCGAGAAGAAAUUUCUGUUUUUACUUGGAUAUUCAAGACCAGGGACUAUGUAGAUCCAUAUCAAGAAGACUUCAAGACAUGGGUUUACAACAAGAGGUGUGCCUGAGCGGGCGCGUGACGCACGUGGUGCGCGACAGCGACAGCGCCGGCGCCGCGGCCGCGCCCGCGCCAUGGCGCCGUGACUCCGCCCGCACGCGCGCCGAUGCCAUGCUCGACCGCGUCCGCCGCGCGCCCACCCCACACAAUUACGUGCUGCUCUCUGUUGAGAAGGCUAUAGCUCUAUUGGAUAAACUGUAUGACACGUUCUUCGCGGCCCCGCGUAAGUCGAAUGUCAGGCUCUUCACAAAACAUUAUAUCAAGAUUGAAUUUUUGGACAAACAAUGCAGGCCUCUGUAUAAGGAGUUUGAUGCGUGGCCUGAGAUCUCAUUAGAACCUAAUCCGGAGAGGAAAGAGAAAAAGGAACCCAUUGUUAACCAAGGAGUUGCGGUCAAUAAUAAUUACCAAAAUACUAUCGGGCAGAAUAAAGAAAUGACGCGGAAGAACAACCGUCCGCGGAUAAAAGAGAAAGAGGACGCGGAGCCGCUGGGCGGGUACUGCGAGGCGUGCGGCGCCAUGUUCGCCGACCUCGCCGCGCACGCGCGCUCCCCGCGCCACGCCGCCUUCGCGCGCGACACCAGCAACUUCCUCGCGCUCGACAACCUCAUCGGCGCCUCCUUCCUGCCCGUCAACGGCGAGCGCCGCUCCCUGCGCAACGUGUGCAACGGCGACCUCGACCGCAAGCUCAACGGCGCCCUCGACGACGAGCCCCGCCGCACCCGCUGCCGCAAGCCGGAGGACGACCGCCAGUAUUACAAGGUCGUCGGCGUCAGCACCAAGCUCCGCUCCAGUGGCGGCUUCGUCGCCAAACGGAAGGACUCCUCCCCUACCUGCAACGGCGCUAAACCUCUCGUAGUCAAAUUCAGAAAAGUGAGACGCUCCGAGCUGUCCGUCCUCAGCGACGAGGCGGAGCAGUUCAUGUUCCCGAAACGCGCGAGCUCCACCAGCUCGACGUCCUCCGAUGACGACGAUGAUGAUGACGAAGUAAAAAAGGAAUCCCCGCGGCGGAAGACGCCGCCGCAGCCCGCGCCGGCGCUAGAGCGGCGGCGGCAGGCGCGCCCCACCGCACUUAAAGAGGAGUCGUCUGAAGAAGAUAGUUGGCUCGACGACAAGCGGCGGCGGAAACGACGAGUGGUCCCCGUUGUUCGGAGAACGCGUCGCGCGCCAUGUAAACCUCCCACGCCCGAGCCCGAACCGCCCCCUGAAAUAGAACUAGCCGUGCAACCCGAACCGGUCCCGGAGCCCGAGCCCGAAAUAAGCCCGCUCCGGGAGGAACCGGUCGAGAAAUGUAUGAAAUGGGAGGACGGCCGCCUCAAGUACACGCCGGCCGUGGAGCAGCUGGAGUUCGCAUUCGAGAGCGUGCCGCGGAGCGAGCCCUGGUUCGAGACCUUCAUGCGGCAGGACCACGACCAGGUCUCGGUCAAGAACGUGCCGCGGUGUUUCGCGUUAUAUUCGAAGUCGCCAAAGUUGCCGUACGAGAUCGGGCAGCUGCCGCCGCUGAAGCCGAACUGCUGCCCGCUCAGCGACCUGCCCGUGCCGAGGCCGGUCGCGCGCGAGCCGCGCUCCGAGCGCUACGGCACGCGCGGGCUCAAGUCGAGGAAACUGCACAAGCGCCUCGCCGCCGUCGCCGCGCAGGACUCGCGCCCGCGCAAGUCGCCGCGCGAGCACGCCUCCACGCUCGCCAUGCUCGGCUCCGCGCUGCGCCGCGCCGACGACAACAAGUCCACCGCCUCCGAGGACACCGGCAGCGACGCGCUCAGCCUCAAGCCCGAGCCCUCCGAGGCGCGCGCGGCCGACGAGCGGCUGCGCGAGUUCCUCUCGGGCGUGUUCGACGACGCCGCCGAGUACGAGCUCGACCACGUCGACGGCGGCGCGCUCCCCGUCGCCGCCGCGCCGCUCGACGUGCUCGGCCUCGUGUCCGAGUGCGACGCCUGCGACAUCAUCCGCAACGAGAUCGCCGAGGUCGCCGAGCGCCGCCGCGCCCGACGCCGCGGACGGUUCAAAAAGAAAAACAGGACCGGCUGGCCAAACAAGAAGAAGCCCAAGAAGGGCUCGCGCACCGACAGCUCCGAGAAGACCGAGAGCAGCCUCGACCGGUCCUCGGUCGCGUCGGGAGACACGGCCGGCGACACCUGCGACGAGGACGAGCCCGAGGCGGAGUCGGCGCCGCCGAAGGUCAAGUCGGAGGACGAGCGCGACGCGACCGACCGACGACAAGCCGCUGCGGCUCGACGUGAAGGUGCUGCUCGAGGACAAGAAGAAGGCGGAGAAGGUGACGAAGAGAGGGUCGGCGCGCUCCUCCGUGUCCGAGGAGGCGUCGGAGGAGCGGGGCAGGAAGAAGAAGCGCGCGCUCAGCAACCUGGCCGGCUGGCUGCAGCCCGUGGUGCGCGUGGCGCGCGUGGACGCCGCCGCGCGCCGCCUGCGCUCCGCCGCCAAGCCGCGCUCCGCACGCCUCAGGUAGCGCGCGCGAGAACACGCCGAGCCCACCCGAGUGAUGCCGACCGUACCCGAUCUACGCACGAGGUGUGCUCCUCCUAUUACUACUGACGUCGACGAUUCCAGUGGAAUCUAAAUUUAUUUUUGAGAGUUAUGAAUGUGACAAAUGUGCCGAUUGAUAGUGACAAUUUCUACGGGACGAACUGAGGAUCCCCGAUUAUUUUGAGUUAUCUAGCAUAAUAUCGCUUUCGUGGUGUUAUCUUCCUGCAUAUCAGUUAUUUUCUUCUUUAGUCCAUAGUUUAGUUUAAUUGCUGUUUUUCUUUGUUUAGUUGAUUUACUUGGUCAUUCAAUUGACAUUUUUAUGUUCUCUCCGUAUGGAGGAUGAUAACAUUACGUAGAGGGUGACAGAUGCAGCGUUUCGCCAUAGUGGUCGAUUCGACGUAUUCGUCUCGUAACUCUCAUACGCUGCGAGUUGAACUUUGUUCUCAAAAACAUGCCGUUGAAAGAAAUAAUGCUUAAGUUUAUCAGAACUAUGUUUUUGAGGCUGGACAUAGGGUAUAGUUGUAUGAGUAUUGUAAAUAGACUAAUUUAACAGAGUGUCCGUGUGUGUGUAUCUGAGAGAGCUUAGUCUGUAUAUAACUGUUGCGCGAAUGCGAACUGUUUCUUUUCCUUUUUUAUUUAUAAAAACAAAUGAAAGUUAUCUCGUGUAAUUUCAUCAUUUAAAGUUGUAUAAAAUAUUAUGAUUCUCAA
Molecule: messenger RNA, 3503 nt
Organism: Leguminivora glycinivorella
Lineage: Eukaryota; Metazoa; Arthropoda; Insecta; Lepidoptera; Tortricidae
Gene: chif
Product: nucleolar and coiled-body phosphoprotein 1
Exons: 7
Coding region: 183-2864 (893 amino acids)
Biological process (GO): positive regulation of nuclear cell cycle DNA replication; regulation of cell cycle phase transition
Cellular component (GO): nucleus; Dbf4-dependent protein kinase complex
Molecular function (GO): zinc ion binding; protein serine/threonine kinase activator activity; nucleic acid binding
Source: RefSeq, a predicted model, not a curated record